This is a messenger RNA of Aspergillus ochraceoroseus IBT 24754, 702 nucleotides long. RefSeq lists its product as uncharacterized. Lineage: Eukaryota; Fungi; Ascomycota; Eurotiomycetes; Eurotiales; Aspergillaceae. The transcript has a single exon. The record is from RefSeq and is a predicted model, not a curated record. The annotation marks the transcript as partial.
ACCGGCCAUAUCAUCCAGGACCUUGGCCCUCAGGUUGACCGUCUCCUGACCGUGACCGGCAAGGAUGGAGAAAGCCUGCUGGUUUCUGUCGACAAGGACGUGUACAACCUGCUCGAGGGCAAGGUCAGCCUGAGCGACUCGAUCGGUAACAUUGUCGGUGACGCUGCCGACAUUGGCAAGCUCGUGGCUGACCUCGGCCCCGUGAUUGACUGCAUCCUAACGGUUGUCGGCGAGGACGCUCAGAUCCUGCUCAUCCAGCUUGCUCCGGAAGUGGCCGACUUGCUCCGCGGCACCACCGCUACUCUCGGUCUUAACUCGGUCUCCAACCCCGUGGGUGAACUCGUUAGCUCGCUGGGCCUGCGCGUCCGGGAUGCCCCCGCGGCCGGCAGCACCGUCCUCCAGCUCGUCGGUAUGAACCACGAGAACCUCCUGGUCGAGAUCGAGGGUGUCCUCGGUGGUAUCCUGAGCGACCUGCACCUGUCUGGCAUCGUCGGCAGCGUGAUUGACAUUGCCAUCGACGUCACCAAGCUUCUCCAGAAGCUGGGCCCUCAAACGGACAACCUCCUGGUGGUGGUUGGCAAGGACGGCCAGUUUCUGCUGGUGCAGCUGGCUCCUUCUGUCGCCAACAUUGUGGGCUCUCUCCUUCCCGAGCUUGGGCAGCCCGUUGGCCACAUUGUUGAGACUGUUGGAAACAACCUGUAA